CACCUCGCACCUUUGGUUCAGAUAAAAGCUGAGGCCCGAAGGUGGCAGGUCCAGCCUCCCAGAGCCCACAGCCCCGGCAUGGCCCAGUCGCCUCCUCAGCAGAACUUCCUUGGCUUAGACCAUUGGAUCUUCUCCCAGGGUUGGGGCUGGGAGGGCCACUCUGACUCCACGUCCCCAGCCUCUUCCUCGGAUUCCUCGAGCUCGUGCCCCUGUGACAGCGCCCUCGGCCUCUCUCAAGCCCGCAGCGCCCGAGAAGCUGAGGCCACCCCGACAGUGCCCAGACGUGCACGGACGGGUCCAGCGGGUGGACAGAGGCGGAGCGCCAGCGAGCGCGAGAAGCUGCGCAUGCGCACCCUCGCCCGCGCCUUGCACGAGCUGCGCCGCUUCUUGCCGCCGUCCCUCGCGCCGGCCGGCCAGAGCCUGACCAAGAUCGAGACGCUGCGUCUGGCCAUUCGCUACAUCGGCCACCUGUCGGCUAUGCUGGGCCUUAACGAGGACAACUUGCAGUGUCGGCGCCGGUGGCGCGCGGACGCAGUGUCUCCCCAGGACUGCGCGCUCUGCCCCGACGGCGGUCCCGUGCAGGUGCAGACCCGGGAUCCUGGCCCGGGUUUGGGCACUGCUUUCUGUACCGGGCCGUGCUGGGGGUCCCCGCCCUCCUAUCCUGCCACCGGAGCCCUGGCUGAGAGCCCGGGGAGCAGGGUUUCCAACACGGAUUCCUGGGUAACACCCCCUUACUGCCCCAAGAUACAGUCGCCCCCGCUCCAGCCCCUAGGGAGAGUUCCUGACCCGGUUCUUUGGACGCCACCCCAAACCUGUCCCGGGAAGCAGACAUCCCUAGAGCCUCAAAACCCCGCUGCACCCUGGACGCCACCAGCGGAGCUGGCAGCAGUAUACCAGGGUAUCUCUGGGUCUUCAGAAUCCUGUCUACCUCUGGGAAGUCCACCCCUUCUGCCCCGCCCUUCAUGCCAGAGACUCCAGCCUCAGACACAGUGGGGGUGUUGGAGCCACAGUGCAGAGGCGCUGCCCAGCUCAGAGGACCAGGGACCUGGCCCUGUUUUCCAACUCAGUGAAGUGAGCCUCACCCAGAGUUCAGGCCUACGGCUCAGUAGCUGCCCUGAACUUUGGCAAGAAGAUUUGGAGGAGACCCACCUGGGCAUCUUCUAAUGGCCCUACCUGGCCUUUUUACAUCCAAGAAUCCAGGCUUGCAAUGUGGACGUCCUCCUCUUCUGUUUCUUUGGUGGUUUUAAAGCUUUCUAGCCAAAUACUUAUCAUGAAAACUGUCUGGAACAGAGAUUGUGGGUAUCCUCCCUAGCUGGAGCGGGGUUAUGACAGUGCCCUCUACUGCUAGGCACCCCCCUCCCAUACACCAUGCCUUGUAUUCUGCAGAGCACAGUCUGAGCUGCUAUGAAAAGGGGGCUGCUUGACCCCAAGGAGACCAUGAUGGGACUGGUAAGGGAGUGGGCAUGGAGGCCAGGCUCUUGCUUGCUGUGCUUCUUGGUGACAGCUGUCCAG
Messenger RNA from Marmota monax (woodchuck), 1512 nucleotides. RefSeq names its product mesoderm posterior bHLH transcription factor 2 (gene Mesp2). Gene Ontology annotation, cellular component: nucleus. Gene Ontology annotation, molecular function: RNA polymerase II cis-regulatory region sequence-specific DNA binding; DNA-binding transcription factor activity, RNA polymerase II-specific; protein dimerization activity. Bases 79 to 1164 code for a protein of 361 amino acids. The record is from RefSeq and is a predicted model, not a curated record. NCBI's taxonomy places the organism in Eukaryota, Metazoa, Chordata, Mammalia, Rodentia, Sciuridae. The transcript has 2 exons. Gene Ontology annotation, biological process: somite rostral/caudal axis specification; mesoderm formation; regulation of transcription by RNA polymerase II.